Messenger RNA from Cherax quadricarinatus, 8133 nucleotides. It is a transcript of the gene Hira, whose product is annotated as histone cell cycle regulator-like protein. Gene Ontology annotation, molecular function: protein binding; nucleosome binding. NCBI's taxonomy places the organism in Eukaryota, Metazoa, Arthropoda, Malacostraca, Decapoda, Parastacidae. Gene Ontology annotation, cellular component: chromatin; HIR complex; nucleus. Gene Ontology annotation, biological process: chromatin remodeling; regulation of DNA-templated transcription; DNA-templated transcription. The record is from RefSeq and is a predicted model, not a curated record.
GCGGAUGGUGCACAAUAAUAAUCUUGUAGUGUCACGUUGUGUCACACUUGUAUUAUCAUGCAGCUAUUGAAGCCACAGUGGAUAAGCCAUGAUGGGGGCAAGGCUAUCUUCAGUGUAGAUCUUCACCCGGAUGGUUCACGUUUUGCUACAGGUGGACAAGGUCAAGACUCGUCUGGCCGGGUUGUGGUGUGGAAUUUGCAACCUGUUGUGUACGAGAAGUACGAGGAGGAUGAGAAGGUUCCCAAGUUACUGUGCCAACUGGAUCAGCAUUUAGGCUGCGUGAACACUGUACGUUGGUCUUGUAGUGGCCGAUAUUUGGCCUCGGCCGGAGACGAUAAAGUUAUUAUUAUCUGGCAGCAGAGCAGUUAUGGAGGUGGAGCAGUUUUUGGAUCUAAUGUAGUGAAUGUUGAGUCGUGGCGAAGCGUUGCAACAUUACGAGGUCACGAGGGAGACAUCUUGGAUGUGGCCUGGUCCCCGGGUGACCUAUGGCUGGCAUCGGCAUCGAUAGAUAACAAUGUUAUCAUAUGGAAUACAUCUAAAUGGCCAGAGCAAGUACGGGUUUUAAGAGGUCAUACUGGUUUAGUGAAAGGUGUUACAUGGGACCCAGUCGGUCGUUACCUGACUUCACAGGCAGAUGACAAGAGUCUACGUAUCUGGCGUACCACAGACUGGGCCACAGAAGAGAAGAUUAUUGACCCCUUCACAGAGUGUGGCGGAACGACAACAGUUCUGCGGCCAGGCUGGUCUCCGGACGGUCAGUACCUGGUGUCUGCUCAUGCCAUGAACAACGGAGGUCCCACGGCUCAGAUUAUUGAUCGUGACGGCUGGAAUACUGAUAAGGAUUUCGUAGGACAUCGCAAACCUAUAACAUGUGUGCGAUUUAAUCCUAAUAUCUUGAAGAAAGCUGACCCGACGACAGGGAAAUCUGUACAGUAUUGCUGUGUGGCGAUUGGCUCGCGUGAUCGCUCCAUCUCCAUCUGGUUCACUUCCCUCAAGAGACCCCUGGUGGUAGUACAUGACAUCUUUGAUGAUUCUGUGCUGGAUCUCUCAUGGAGCAGUUGUGGACGAUACUUGAUGGCAGUGUCUAAAGAUGGCACUCUCGCCUUCAUCAAUUUUACUUCUGAAGAAAUAGGAUAUCCGCUGUCGGAAGAUGAAACGAAUAAUCUUCAUAUGAAACUGUAUGGUAAAUCUGCUCGAACUACUGCAUCAUCAGUCAACCCAACGAUCAUUGAAAACCCCGAGCUACUCCGUCUUAGAGAAGAGGAGAGACUACGGGCUAAGGCAGCAAACGCCAGUGAACAGAGUCAGCGACCAGCUCCGCCCACACCCCAGAGAGCUCCCAUCAACAAACAAAUCGAAACCCGUACGGCCGAUGGCAAGCGAAGAAUAACACCAAUGUUCAUCCCUCCCACUGAAGGUGUGGAGAAUCCCAACAAAUCAUACGAGGCUAGCUUCUCCUCUAGUCACCAGGAGAAGAGUAAGAUUGUGGUUGAAAAGGUUGACGGAGUGGUUGAACCCAAUGUAUCAGUCUCUCGGCCUCCGACCGUCUUCAGUGCCAACUCCAGCAGCUCGCCCGGCAAGGCUGUCUGUCUUCCUGCUGAGUUCAAUGGUGUGCCUGCUGGCCUACCUGCUAGGUUUAGCAAAUCAUGUGGUGUUAACUCAGAGAAAGCAACAGUAGCAGCAGCAGAUGUUCAGGUCACCUCCACAGCAGUCAAGCGCAAGCAGGAGGAUGCACAGCCCAUUGUCAUUAAACGAAAGCGAGGUCGUCCGCCACUGUACGACAGGUCUUCAACUCCUGCUGCUCCCACCCGUGCUCCCUCUCCUGCAGCAGCUCCCACACCUGCUCUACCACGACCACCAACUGCCACACAGCAUCAUGUUGAGCCUCCGCACCUUGUACUGCCAGAAGCUUCUCUCUCAAAAUCAGCGAGAGUUCAGAUUCCAGGGGAAGUGUCUCACGAUGUUCCUCCGCCACUACUGGUGGUAGAGAACGACUACCGCAUUGGCAGCCGUGCGGGUGUUGGCACUCCUAACCUGCACCGGGUGAGCCGAACGCAGCUCAACGUAGUGAGCUGGGUGGUGUACCUCACUUCCCAUGUGACCACAGCCACCGCUACAUCCACCACCGCUGCAUUCACCUGCCACGACAAGACACUACAUAUACUGGAUAUUACGACAGGCGAGAUGCUGUUACCUCCACUUCAGCUUCAGGGUCGAGCCUCCCAGUUGUUUGUCCAGGAGAGUACCAUUAUGGUCUUAACUACUGAUGCUACACUAACAAUUUGGGAUUUUAAAAAAAGGAAGAGAAUCCUAUCUGAGUCUGUGAGACAUUUAGUUGAAGGUCGUAACGGAGGAGUGAAGUGCGUGCAGCUGACUGCAGAAGGCACUCCAGUUUUGUUACUGACCUCUGGAGAAGCAUUCACCAGAUGUCAGGAGCUGGAGGCCUGGUUGUUGCUCGGUGAUGUUGCCAGUGUUCGUUGUUUAGUACAACCAGAGUACACAAUGUUACCACUCUGUCAUCCCACUGACAACUGCUCUAGGCCUCUGGCCAGCCUACUCCACCAGACUGCUGCAUACUGUGGAUCAUCACGAGUAUCUCGACCAAUAAUAUCGGACGACGCACGUCAGAACCUAACAGAAGUGUUCAUCAAUCGCAUGCUGACCUCAGCUCAGUACCUCAGAUCUGCUCACGAUUACAAGUUCUGGUUGAAGCGGAAAAUACAGUUCUUUAUCAAGGAAGGGCUGGAGAAGAAGUUAAGAGACAUCUUUGAUGACCUUCUUGGACCAAAAGAUACCACUCUUACAAAUAAUCAAGAAGGCCUCACCUGGAAACCCAAGAUAAUGGACUACGACAAGAAGGCUCUCCUGGAAGAGUUCCUCCGAGAAAUUCUGCUAGCCAAGAAUUCCCUGCAGUUGCAGCGGCUUUAUUCCGAGUACAAAGAACAGCUGGAUACAACUAUGAUAGAUUUAAUCUAGUGCCGUACUGUACAGCCUCCCCUCCCUUAGCAACGUACAUACUCGUUUACCGACAUCUUGGACUUACGAUGGGCUCUCUGACCAGUAUGCAAACCUAAACAAUGUAUAUUAGAGCUAAUUUCAUCUAUUCUGUUUAUUGCAAUAUACAGUACACUACUGUAUAAACAUUUGAAAAUAUACCAGAUAUGUUAUAAAUGGCACAGAGGUGACAUUAAAACAACAUCAAAGAUGGUUGACACAAACUCACUACCAUUAUAGUAUGCUCCUCACUUAGCCACGAAUUAGUUUACCAACGUGGUCUUCAGAACGCAACUCUUUCGUUAAGUGAGGAGAGGCUGUAUAUGUUAUACAUUUGUCAUAAAUUACUGUAUUGUAAACUUCAUUAUUGUUUUUAACUAAGAUUAGGAGCCUCUGCAGUUAUUCUCCUUGUAAAUAAUUUCUGUUUUUGUUGAUAUUAAUGUAUAAAAAUUUACAAGACUAUUACUCGAGGCAUUAAACUUUUUGUACUAUUUAAUUUGAUGACAAACUAGCGUAUAUUAUUGCCAUUUUUUUACAUUAAAAUAAAGGCACCUUACAACGUAAAAACAUUUUUUGUGUAUGUAUGUGUUUAUGUGUUUAUGUUGUGUUUUAUAGACAGUGGUCAAACAUGCCCAAAGUUUAUUAAAAAUUUCUGUUUUUCUUUUAGGCUGAGAUUCAUUUCAUUUAAGAUGGUAUAUGCAGAUUUGUUAAUCUGCACUUAAGCAAACCUUUCUAAACAUUGUUUAAUGUUAUUAAAAUGUUUAACUUUCAUUAUCAGAAAUAAAUUUUGUAUAGACUUGGCUUGUUUGGUAAAACGAUCAUUGUUUUAUAAGUUAGUGUCGCAGUUGUGGCUGAUGCACACGAGUGUGUGUGUGUGUGUGUGUGUGUACGCACUGUAACAGUCCUUCUGACUCCAGGAGGUGCACAGCUUUAGUGCUUAAUGGUGCAACAAGUGCCAGAUGAGCAAGGUUGUGGUAGCCAUGUAUGCCUGCAGGCUCCUGGCACCAGCAGCCUGGUUAAGUAGUCAGUAGGCAAGUUUGAGCUCAGGCUGGGCUGCCAGGCUCGGUGCAGCCCCAGACAUCAGUCACAGCUACCUGUACGCACUUCUUAAGGAAGCGCUGCUGAGGAGAAUGGACGUGAAUGCAUUUAUUUAGGACACCUUUAUGAAGUUGAUUUUAUUUUUAUAUUUAGUAAUUUAUAUAGGAGAAGGGGUUACUAGCCUCUUGCUUCUUGCAUUUUAGUAUCCUCUUACGACACACAUGGCUUCCAGGGGAAGGCUUCUAACCCACUUCCCUAUGGAGUAGGACCAAAAUGUCUUCAGUAAAUGUGUACUGAGUGAAAUUGUUCCUGUCCAUUUUCCUCGUGUUGUCCACAGUUGUUUGUGUACGUAGGACACAAAGCGCUGGUACUUCUCCUGGGUUGCUGUGUCACCACUGCGAUGCUUUGGGUAGUAGACUUGUGCAUAAAAAAUUGAAGUUGUAUUCACUAAGUUAACUGGUGAACUUGAAGUUGUAUUCACUAACUUAGCUGGUGAUCUUAAAGUUGUAUUCACUGCCAUGAACAUCUUUUGCCUUAUGACAGUUCUAAUUGUAUGAACUUGAUUGUAACUGCCCAGUUCUCAGCCACUUCUAACUGUAAGAACAUUGUAACACUGCCCAGUUAUUAAUCGUACUGCCAUAUGCAUCAUGAUAAUCCACACACUGCCAGUGGAAACUAUCCACACAUAUCCAUUGCUACAGAUCAUACAUGUAUAAAGUUAAAAACUUAAGUGCAAUGUUAGAAGUCUUUGUAUUUUAGGUAUUAAUAUAACUACUAUUAUAGUCACAACAAAAGUGCUAAACCCACAUGGGCAUUCGGCACUGCAUAGGUUUAUAAUUAUGUGUAGUCCUUGACUUUAUUUCACUGCCAUUCUCAAGAAUAUGUAAUUUUAAUGUAGUUAGUGCUUGAGCAUAAGCUGGCAUUACCUUAGAUUACAUUUAUAAUGUAAUAUUAAUAUUAAAUUAAUAUACGUGUGUGAAACUUGUAACAAAAUUGUCUACUGGGGGGGAUAUUUGAGACAGUUUUGAGGAAAUAUGAAGUUGAAUGGUCUGGAUGGUGUCGGAAAUCUGCAGUUUGAAAGGAAUGUAGAUUACAGGCGGUCCUCAACUCACAAUGGGGUUACAUUCCGUCGAACCCAACGUAAGACAAUAACGUCACAAGUGAAUACGAACGUGAUAUUCAGUGGAACCUGGGUUUUUGUUUGCCCUAGUCUGUAUGCAAAACUAUUGUUAUUCUCUAUAAAACGUAUUUUUUUUUUUAAUAUUUUUGGGUAUCUGGAACGGAUUAAUUGGAUUUACAUUAUUUCUUAUGGGAAAUAUUAACAAAACAUACAUUUAUAGAGAAUAACAAUAGUUUUAGAGUCAAACUAGGACAUACAAAAACCCAGGUUCCGCUGUGCUAAAUAAAUCUCUCACUGAAUAGGUAAAUAAUUAAUUACUGUAACUUAAUACCAGCAGUGAAAUGUAAAUAAAUAAAUACAAGUUAGGGACUUGUCGCCUUCGUGCUACGUAAUUAUCUCAAGUUUCAUCUCUGGAGUAAUUACUUGUACACCAUCGUUAAGUUGGAAUAUUGUUAGUUGAGGAGCUGCUGUAUUAGGGUGUGUGUGAGGGAGUACUCAAGUGUCACUGUACGACUUGAAGUCCACAACUUUGUUCUUCUGAGAGAAGGUGGGUUUUGUAGUUUAGGCUAAUUCACUUAACAGCAAGCAACACUGACUCAGUCAACAGCAAGCAACACUGACUCAGUCAACAGCAAGCAACACUGACUCAGUCAACAGCAAGCAACACUGACUCAGUCAACAGCAAGCAACACUGACUCAGUCAACAGCUAGCAACACUGACUCAGUCAACAGCAAGCAACACUGACUUAGUCAACAGCAAGCAACACUGACUCAGUCAACAGCUAGCAACACUGACUCAGUCAACAGCUAGCAACACUGACUCAGUCAACAGCAAGCAACACUGACUUAGUCAACAGCAAGCAACACUGACUCAGUCAACAGCUAGCAACACUGACUCAGUCAACAGCAAGCAACACUGACUCAGUCAACAGCAAGCAACACUGACUCAGUCAACAGCAAGCAACACUGACUCAGUCAACAGCAAACAAUAUGUUAAAUAACAGGCCACAAGUGCAAGUAACAUAACAUUAUUGUGACGGUGUUCUGCUCUCCGACGGCUUGACAGUAAAAUGUCAAGUUAGUUGCACUUGUGUCCUGUUAAUUAACAUAUUGUUGGUAAUUCUUCCAACAUUAUUACAAAAAUCAGCAACAUGCUGGAGUGUUGUUUGUGACUCUGGCAGAGUGUGUGUUGCUUGUGUAUUAAAACAACAACACUUCAAGCAAGACAUUUUUCACAGUAUGUUAAGUUAACCUAACCUAUCCUAACUUUACUUUAUUUAACUUAACUUGAAUCUAGUUUUACCUUAUCUAACUUGACCUAACCUAACUUUACUGAGCUUAACUUAACCUACAUAGAGGUAAAUGCAGCUAGUAAAUAGGCACACUGACUCAUAGAAAGCUAGAUUGUGGGGAGGGUUGAGGGAGUAGGUAAGAAAGUUGACUGCUGGGAGAGUGAAGUGUCCUAAGGUUGACCUGUGUGGAGAAAGUUGACUGCUGAGAGAGUGAAGUGUCCUAAGGUUGACCUGUGUAGAGAAAGUUGACUGCUGAGAGAGUGAAGAGUCCUAAGGUUGACCUGUGUGGAGAAAGUUGACUGCUGAGAGAGUGAAGUGUCCUCAGGUAGAACUGUGUGGAGAAAGUUAGCCUCCUGGCUCGGUCACGGUUAUGCACUGCAGAUACAAUUAAUAUACAGCCUCUCCUCACUUAGCGACGUACUUGUUUACCAUCGCCUCGGACUUACAACGGCCUCUCUGACUAGUAUGCAGACCUAAAUAAUGCAAUAAGAUCACAGUAAACAGGUGAUAUCAGAAUAUGCAAAACAAUCACUGUGAAAGGAUUGUGAAAUUCCAAGCACUUUGCAAACCUGAAUUAUGUAUAUUAGAGCUAAUUUCCUCUAGUCUGUUGAUUACAAUAUACAGUACACUAUAUAAACAUUUAAAAAUAUACCAGAAAUAUUUUAAAUGGCACAAAGGUGAUAUUAAAACAUCAAAGAUGGUUGACACAAACCCACUACCAUUAUAGUAUGAUCCUCGUUUAGCCACGAAUUUGUUUGCCAAUGAGGUCUUAGAAGCGCAACUUUGUUGUUAAGUGAGGAGAGGCUGUACAAUCCAAUUUGGUGGUUUCCAAUCUUUGGUCUAACUGUUGCUGUUUUUGUGAAUGCCACACCCAUGUGGGUCACACCCAUGUGGGUCACACCCAUGUGGGUCACACCCAUGUGGGGUCACACCCAUGUGGGUCACACCCAUGUGGGUCACACCCAUGUGGGUCACACCCAUGUGGGUCACACCCAUGUGGGUCACAUCCAUGUGGGUCACACCCAUGUGGGUCACACCCAUGUGGGUCACACCCAUAUGGGUUACACCUGUGGAGGUUACUCUAAGCAGUUGUCCAUGUUUGAGUGUGUCUCCUGCUUGGGGUUAUUGACACAACCUAACCCUGGGGUCACAACUCCAGGCGGGGUCACAACCCCAGGCGGGGUCACAACCCCAGGAACGAUCGUUAAACGCCAUUAAACUAUUUCAUUUAAUGACAAUAAUUAUGUGAUUAAGAUGGGUGAUAAACCUUCAAAGAAACUGUAGAAGGUCAUGUCUAAAAGUCUGCAAUUAUUAUUAAUUAUUACUAUUAUUAUUAUUAUUAUUAUAUUUAUUGGGAAGCAAUAAAUCCAUGAGGGUCAUAGAAUGCCUGUGGUACAGGAGGUAUCGGGUUUGAUCCAAGGAAGGGAGGGGUGAGCAGGAAGGUAACUCACCCACCUUGAUAAGACUGCCUCAUCAUUCCUGUGUAUUCAGUUUGACAUUUUUGUGAUAAUGUGUGUUAGGCAGGAUAAUAAGUGUUUAAAAUAUUGUAUAAUCAUUGUUAAGUGGUAUAACACUUGCUAAGUGAUGCAACACUUGCUAAGUGAUGCAACACUUGCUAAGUGAUCCAACACUUGCUAAGUGAUGCAACACUUGCUAAGUGAUCCAACACUUGCUAAGUGAUCCAACACU